GUUUGCGAGGGUGGCAGCGCUGUGUGUGGACAGGGACCUAGUGUGAGCGGAGGGUUGUCGACUGGCCUGCCUGCCUGCACGCUUCUUGGGGGUAUGGUGCAACUUUUUCCCAAAAAAAGGCGACGGAAUGGCGCAGAUGCUGUGAAAUACUUGGACAUAUGGCUAUAAGGUCCUGCUUGGUUUGUGUUGGGCGCAAACACUCGUAGUGUGUAUGUGUGUUGUUUUUUUUCUGGGCAACGACCAGUCAGGAUGCUGGAGCUCGUCUGAGAGCACCCCGCCGUGGUCUUUCUCUGGAUUUCCCUUCCUUUUUUUUUAAACCAAGUUCUUCUUCGGCGACGAGCGGCCAAUUUCAAACUCAUUUUUUAAAAACCCUUUAAACUUCCCAAAAUGGUGUUCUUCUUCGCUUUGUCCACGGCUCGCAACAAACCCGGGUAACGAAAGGAGGAAAGCUACGUGACAACACCCCGACACGACGACCAGCGUUACUUUCCCUCGAGGCGCAUCUGCCCCGGGAUUUUUGUGAGCAGUUGAUGCAUCUCGGGGUAUCUGAGUCCAUGAGAGAGUGCGAGUACAGCCAAAUAAGCACUCGCAGCUCCACACCAAUGGAGACCCCUUACAAGAAAAGGACCCCAAAGAAGAGGAAGUGGGAGUCCUUCCCAGGUCGGAAUAAAUUUUACUGCGAUGGGAGGAUUAUGAUGGCCAAGCAGACAGGGGUUUUCUACCUCACCCUUGUCCUCAUUCUAGUGACAUGUGGACUUUUCUUCACCUUUGAUUGUCGGUUCCUGGCGCUGCAGUUGACCCCGGCCAUCCCAGUCAUAGGAGGUGUGCUGUUUCUGUUUGUACUGGGAACACUGCUGAGAACCAGCUUCAGUGACCCAGGGGUGUUGCCCAGGGCCAGCCCAGAUGAAGCAGCUGAUCUUGAGAGGCAAAUAGAUGUCGCUAAUGGCAGUACAGGCUACAGGCCUCCUCCCAGGACCAAGGAGGUGGUUAUCAACGGCCAGACAGUCAAACUUAAGUAUUGCUUCACCUGCAAGAUCUUCAGACCGCCACGUGCCUCCCACUGCAGCCUGUGUGACAACUGUGUGGAGCGUUUUGACCACCACUGUCCCUGGGUCGGGAACUGCGUGGGAAGGAGGAACUACCGUUUCUUCUACAUGUUCAUCCUCUCGCUCUCCUUCCUCACCAUCUUCAUCUUCGCCUUUGUCAUCACACACAUCAUUUUACGCUCCCAUCAAAGUGGGUUCCUCAACGCACUUAAGGAUAGUCCUGCCAGUGUGCUGGAGGUGGUGGUGUGUUUCUUCUCUGUCUGGUCCAUAGUGGGUCUCUCAGGCUUCCAUACCUACCUGAUCAGCUCCAACCAGACCACCAACGAAGAUAUAAAAGGUUCGUGGUCUUCUAAAAGAGGGAAGGACAACCACAAUCCCUACAGCUAUGGCAAUAUAUUCACCAACUGCUGUGCAGCACUGUGUGGACCCCUGCCACCGAGUCUGAUUGACAGACGAGGCUUUAUCCAAUCAGACACACCACAGCUGGCGCCACCAACCAAUGGCAUCACUAUGUAUGGGGCCACCCAGUCUCAGCAGAGCCACAUGUGUGACCAAGACCAGUGCAUUCAGAGCACCAAAUUCGUUUUGCAGGCCGCCGCCACCCCUCUCCUCCAGCAGCAGAGCAGCGAGCCAGUCAUCCUGACGGCCUCACCUGAAAACGGAGGCUCUCUACCUGGCCGCACCUCCCUCACUCUGGCCGGGCCGUGCUCCUCUCUCCCCCUCGGCCAGCCCACACCUCCAACGUCCACCCCCAGCCUCAGCUGCCACGAAGCCACCGACAUAAUACCAAUCCACGGGCACAGCCACACACACAACCACAGCCACCCCAUCCAGGAGCCAGUGGCCCACCACCACUUUCUUACCCCUGAGGAAGUGCCCUCACCGCCAGGUAUGCUUCCCUGCGGCAGCCCCCUGGGUCACAGCCACACCAUGCAGGCUGGCUUCUUCAACCCAGCCAGCCAGGACUCACUACACGAGGACUCUGUCAGAGGAUUGGUAAAGCUCAGCUCCGUCUGACAAUGGGAUAUAUGCCCCCUCCUCCCACCACCUCCCUGCUGAUAACAUGCAUCCAAACCCUGAAACUCUCCUGAGCCACUUUUGGGCCACCUUGCUCUGACCCUGAAUUUAUUUCCCUUUCUCUCCUCAGCAGGAGCUGAGAGCUGAAAAAGGCUGUGGUUUGAAUUCAGCUGCUAGAAACUGUGUGGAAUAUAACUGAACCGAAGUGAAACCAGUCGUCCUCAGCCGUCAUCUUGCCAAACUUGCUUUGCUGGAACUGGGAGAGAUGAUGGUUCCUUGUGUGGUGGAGCGCACAACAACUCACACAUAUGCUUCUCUUUCUGGUAACUUCGAGAGAAGUGUAGUCCAUGAGCUCCUGGAGACCAGAGAGUUUGUUUUUUCAAAGUGGCAUACGUCUGUGGGCCAUUUCAAGCCAAAAAAAAAAAAAAUACAUGUUCUGACAGUACAUGACAUUUUUGGUCAAAAGGCUGAAUUUCUGUCAGUGGAUCACAGGUCUGACAGGUUUUUUGUAAAACAAACUUUAGCCUAUUUGCCUGUUGCUGAUUGGACUGUGUCUCUUGCCUUUUUUUUUUUCUCAGACAUUCUCAGCAGUACAAUGGUUGAUGUCAUCUUGUUGCAUAUCAUCCUGCUUUUUCUAUGUUAAAAAAAAAAAGAGGAAGAAAGAAAAUGAGAGACUGUCGUACUGUUCCAUCGUUAUUACAACUCUUACAAAUUAUUAUAUUUCCUGUGGAUAUUAAUAAAACACCAACUUUUAUCAGA
This is a messenger RNA of Toxotes jaculatrix (banded archerfish), 2822 nucleotides long. Its product is annotated as palmitoyltransferase ZDHHC14-like. The record is from RefSeq and is a predicted model, not a curated record. The transcript has 10 exons. The coding region runs from base 531 to 2063 and encodes 510 amino acids. Gene Ontology annotation, cellular component: Golgi apparatus; endoplasmic reticulum. Gene Ontology annotation, molecular function: protein-cysteine S-palmitoyltransferase activity. Gene Ontology annotation, biological process: peptidyl-L-cysteine S-palmitoylation; protein targeting to membrane. NCBI's taxonomy places the organism in Eukaryota, Metazoa, Chordata, Actinopteri, Toxotidae.